Dioscorea cayenensis subsp. rotundata (Guinea yam) is the source of this 729-nucleotide messenger RNA. RefSeq lists its product as uncharacterized. Bases 1 to 729 code for a protein of 242 amino acids. The record is from RefSeq and is a predicted model, not a curated record. NCBI's taxonomy places the organism in Eukaryota, Viridiplantae, Streptophyta, Magnoliopsida, Dioscoreales, Dioscoreaceae. The transcript has 3 exons.
AUGAAUGAAACUGAUUCUAAAUGUGAUGGAUCUGGUGGGUUGCAAUCAUGUUUUGAGACAAAUGAAGAAGGAUAUGGCCCAGAAAAGCACAAGUAUUUAGAUUUUCAUGCUGAAUUGGAUAUGAAUGACCCACAUUUUGAGAUUGGAAUGAAGUUCAGCAGUUUUAAUCAAUUCAAGGAGCUUGUUAGGAACUAUGGAAUUAAGAAUAGGUACGUAAUGAAUUUUAGGCCCAGUAACAAGAAGAGGUGCAAGGCUAUUUGCAAGAAAGGAUGUCCUUUCUAUUUAUGGGCAGCUUCUAUGAUUAAAGACCACAACACUAUACAAAUAAAAUCUGGAAUCCUCAAACAUGAGUGCACUAGGGAUCACAAUGUGAGGCAUGUUAGUGCAAAAUGGGUUGUUGAAAAUUAUUUGGAUCAAUUUAGGGUAGAUCCAGGCUGGUCAAUAGAAAGCAUCAUGCAAGCUGUGAUGAAAAAGCAGCAAGUUAACAUUACAAGACUAAAGGCUUGGAAGGCAAAAAGUAUUGCAAAAAACUUAUUGGACGGUGAUGAAUGUGAGCAGAUCAAGAGUUUAUAUGAUUAUAUGCUUGAAACUCGCGGACAAAUCCAGUCUCCACUCGUCUGUGGUCUGGAAUGGGAUCCGGCGCUCUGCUCCACUUCCGGGAACAUCUUGAUCAAGGGAGGGACUGUGGCGAACGCUCAUCACAAGGAGGUCGCCGAUGUCUAUAUCUAG